Molecule: messenger RNA, 742 nt
Organism: Capsella rubella
Lineage: Eukaryota; Viridiplantae; Streptophyta; Magnoliopsida; Brassicales; Brassicaceae
Product: vascular-related unknown protein 2
Exons: 2
Coding region: 50-619 (189 amino acids)
Biological process (GO): xylem development; multidimensional cell growth
Source: RefSeq, a predicted model, not a curated record
UUCACCACAUUACACACCUUUCCUUUUACAUUACCCCCCAAACACUUCAAUGGAGAACUCCGUAAACAACUGCACGAGACAAAGAGUGUUCUCCAAUCACCAAAUCAGAACGAUACACGAAGAAGAUCAAGAAGAGAGUAGUUGGAUAGUCUACUUUGAAGACAUUGAUCAUGACGAUGAAAUGGUGGAGACCGAACAAGAUAUGAGUCAUUACUACGAUAAUGAUUCCUCAAUGAUCUCGGACGCUGCAUCUCCUGUCCGCACCAAUAAUGUUGUUCGUCGAAAGGCUACCAACAUUAAUACUAACCCUAAAAAGAGAAGAAUCAUUCAUCAACACAAAGAUGAAGAAGAAGAACACAAAGGAGAGAUUGAAGAAGAAGAUGAAGAAGACACAGCUUCUUCUCCUUCUAAUAAAACCAAGGUUAGAUACAUACUGGAUGGUGCGGAAGAUACUGAAAAAGCCAUGGACAAUGUUACAUCUGAGGAGAAAGGAUACAUAACACUUACAGAGACAGGAUCGAAGAUAAAUGAAGUUAUGAAUGAAGAAUUCUCUGCAGAGUUGAAGAAGAGAGGACUUUGUGUAGUUCCUUUGUCUAUGUUAUCUAACUUUAUUGCUUGAUGAUGUUUUUACUUUUCUAACCGCUGUCAUUAUUUUUUAUUCUUCUGAUUCUUUCAUGUAAAAUUGUUACCAGUAUUGACCAAAAUGUAUAGAUAUCGAAAUUUCAUAUUGGAAAGUUUUAAA